Mugil cephalus (flathead mullet) is the source of this 5582-nucleotide messenger RNA. It is a transcript of the gene glceb, whose product is annotated as glucuronic acid epimerase b. The record is from RefSeq and is a predicted model, not a curated record. NCBI's taxonomy places the organism in Eukaryota, Metazoa, Chordata, Actinopteri, Mugiliformes, Mugilidae. Gene Ontology annotation, biological process: heparan sulfate proteoglycan biosynthetic process. The transcript has 6 exons. Gene Ontology annotation, molecular function: heparosan-N-sulfate-glucuronate 5-epimerase activity. The coding region runs from base 338 to 2125 and encodes 595 amino acids. Gene Ontology annotation, cellular component: Golgi apparatus.
UCCUAGUGAGGAGAAGCGGACGCUGAGCAGUGUUCACGUUCAGUCGCUGUUGUGGCUGUGGAGGGAGCACACUCAGCCAGUGCCUUUGGUCGACCGUGAUUCAGACCGAGCUACAACGAGACUCCUUCAAACUCGUCGACUAACAACGAAAACAACACCUGCAGGCGUGUCCGAACAAAAAAACUCCGACUUUUGCCGGAGACCUUUAACCCCGGCGGCAGGUGCUGGAAAAAGAGCAAGAGCGGCGAGUUGUGGAAAGACUGCGGUGAAGGUCGGCAGGAUGUUCAGCCAGCUGUUCAUUUCUUUGUGAAUGGAUUAGAAGAGGUGGGUUGCGACCAUGCGCUGCCUGGCUGCUCGGGUCAACUACAAGACCCUCAUCGUCAUCUGCGCCCUCUUCACGCUCAUCACCGUGUUGCUGUGGAACCGCUGCUCGAGCGACACCUCCAUACGCUUCCUGCCCCGCGCCGCCAUGGUGGCUCCCAGCCCCAAGAUCGGGGAUGCCAGCAUCAGCAGCCAGCAGCAUCCUCCCCAACCCCCGGAGCCCCCGCCUGUGGUCGGGGUCGUCAGCGGGAUCAAGUACGAAGAAAUUGACUGUCUGAUCAACGACGACGCGACUAUCAAAGGGCGGCGAGAGGGCGGAGAGAUCUACCUGCCCUUCUCGUGGAUGGAAAAGUACUUCGAGGUGUACGGUAAAGUCGUGCAGUACGAUGGCUACGAUCGCUUUGAGUUCCAGCACAGCUACUCGAAGGUUUACGCCCAGCGGGAGCCCUACCACCCCGACGGGGUCUUCAUGUCCUUCGAGGGAUACAACGUGGAGGUUCGGGAUCGUGUGAAGUGCAUCAGUGGAGUGGAAGGCGUGCCUCUGUCCACGCAGUGGGGUCCUCAGGGCUACUUCUACGCCAUCCAGAUUGCCCAGUACGGCUUGAGCCACUACAGCAAGAACCUGACUGAGCGCGCCCCCCACGUGGAGGUGUACGAUACGGCCGAGGAGAGGGACAGCCGGGCUAGCACGGCGCCCUGGGGUGUGCCCAAAGGUUGCGGCCUCAGCCGCGUCUACGACAAGACCAGAGCUUCCUCUGUGCGUCAGUUCAGUGCUCCAGAGUCCUCAGAAGGCGUGUCCCUCCAGCUGAGCAACUCCAAAGACUUUAUCCUGAGCCUGGACGUCAAGUUCGUCUCCAACGGCAGCGUGUCCGUGAUCCUCGAAACCACAGAGAAAGGCCCGCCCUUCACCAUCCACUACGUGACCAGCGCGCAGCUCAUCGCCUUCAAAGACCGCGAGAUCACCUACGGGGUCGGGCCGCGGACCACCUGGAGCACCCUGACCCGAGACUUGAUCACCGACCUCAGGAAGGGCGUCGGGCUGUCCAACACCAAGGCUGUCAAGGCCACAAAGAUCAUGCCCAGACGGGUGGUGCGGUUGGUCCUCCACGGGCGCGGCUUUGUCGACAACGUCACCAUCUCCACCACCGCCCACAUGGCCGCCUUCUUCGCCGCCAGCGAGUGGCUGCUGCGCAACCAGGACGAACGGGGCGGGUGGCCCAUCAUGGUCACCCGUAAACUGGGGGAGGGCUUCCGGCCCCUGGAGCCCGGCUGGUACUCGGCCAUGGCCCAGGGCCAGGCCAUGUCCACCCUGGUGAGAGCCUACCUCCUCACGAAGGACCAGGCGUACCUCAACGCUGCCCUCAAGGCAGUGGGACCCUACAAGGUGCCUUCAGCGCAGCACGGGGUCAAAGCCGUGUUCAUGAACAAGUACGACUGGUAUGAAGAGUACCCCACCACUCCCAGCUCUUUUGUCCUCAACGGCUUCAUCUACUCCCUGCUGGGACUCUACGACGUGACCGAGACAGCCGGGGAAAAGCUUGGCAGGGAGGCAGGGCAGCUGUUCAGCCGCGGCAUGGAGUCGCUGAAGGCCAUGCUGCCGCUCUUCGACACGGGCUCCGGGAGCAUCUACGACCUGCGUCACUUCAUGUUGGGCACCGCACCCAACUUGGCUCGCUGGGACUAUCACACCACGCACAUUAACCAGCUACAGUUGCUGGCGUCCAUAGACAACUCCGCCAUCUUCAAGGAUGUAGUGAAGCGCUGGAAAAACUACUUAAAAGGGAUUCGUGCCAAGCACAACUAGACAGAAAUAUAACCCGCAGAUGAUACAGCUGAGAUGAAAAGAGGAUCAAUAUAUAUUCUGUGUGUGUGUGUGUGUGUGUGAGAGUGUGUGAGGACGGUUUGGGCGAUUGAAUGAGAGGCGGCGAUCACGUUGUGUCUGUUUGAGGUUCACAGUCUGAAGGAUGAGUUUAGUCAGCUGUCUGCAGCUUUCAAUACACAAACUCGCUCACGUGCUCCGUUGCAGGUUUUAUCUUUUCUGCAACAUCGACUGUAGCUCUCGUCUCCCGUUUUCUUUUUUUUUUUCUCUUUUUUUUUUUUAGUUUUCCUUGAAGCUAGUGUUUGUAAUUAUGCACAGACCUAGUUUCAGAGUGUUUGCGUUGGGAAACGGCGCGCGCUUAAAAUACCAAUACACCAUGCGAGAGAAAGACGAAACUCCUCGAAUCACAUUUCAGACUUUCUUUAAUUCACCACAUUUCUUUCUUCGACUGUGUUUUUUUUUCUUUUUGCCAUUUCAUCUGAAAUUUGCAAAGUUUAUUGAAAGAAUGAAAAUGUAAAUAACAGAAUAUAUGAUAAAUUAUGUGAAGGAGAAUGUUGCCAAAAUAAUGAAUUUAUCUUAUCAAUAUAAAUACUUUUUUUUUCUCUCUCUCCACCACAUGAUUUUAAAGUCCUGGAGUAUUUUGAUGUGUUUAAUCUGUGAGGUGAGAUCUGUUCAUUUGGCUCCAAAAAGCUUCCAAAUCGGCCCAGUUCUCCAAAACGCACAUAAAUAAUGACAAAUAAUUCUAGUGUAGCUGUGUCAUUAGUGAGUUUACUCCUUUAAAUAUUUCCCCCAUAGCAUUUAAUCAUAAAUUCUCUCUGUUAAGCUUCUUGAAAUCCGCUUUGGGAAAUAGUUGAGGUUAACAUGCUGCAGCAAGAGUGUUCCUGUUGUGUUUCUGGACAUAAAACCAUCAGUCUAAUUAAUGCUUUACAAUAAUUAGCCGUCAUUAAUGAAGGUGCUGUUACGCUGGGACGUGUACACGAUGGUCACAAACGCUUUGAGUUCAGCUCAGUCAGAGAAAUAUAAGUUUAGCAUAAGAAAGAUCCAACAGAGUCGGUUUAACACUGAGUUAAUAGCAUCACAUGUCACUGAAAAAUAAAUGUGAUUGAUGGUCAUGACACAUUGAACCCUCUUCUGUUGAGCCCACUCAUAUAAAAAACACAUCACAUAAAGUUUUACAUCUUUAUUCUAAUCUGAACACUGUGAGCACGAUCCUGUCCUGACGAUCCUCCUUUGUAGCUCUCCGUAGCUUCUUGGCUAAUCCUAGUUCUUCUGGUUUCCUGGAGGAGUCACUUCCUCCAGCGUGUGUUUCCGCUGGCUGUUGCUUUUAGUCUUUGCGGUGCGUUCAAAUGAACUUUUUGGAAUCGGAAGACACAGGUGAAACCAUGCUGGUUCGGUGUGUCUGUACCUAAACAGUCAAAUCAGGGAAAGUAAAAUUUUAAAAAAUCCAACUAAAGCUUCAUUCUUCUGAAUCCCAGUAAUUCUGAAAGAUUUUAAUGAUGUUUGAGUUAUGAGGUCACGUACCAGUGGAAGGAACUUAAGACUGAUACUUAAAACGCUACCAGUCAAUCUGUAAUUUGCUCCGUUUGCCCCGGUUUGAGCAGCAGAACCAUUAGCCGUAACUCGUACUCUAAAACGAUAAUUGAAGGAUACAGGUGUAGGCGGCGCAUAUGUCUGUGUUGUGCGUUCGGGUUGCUGGACGUGGGCGGCAGAGGCACAGUUGCGUCUCGCUACCGUGUCAAACAACGGCAGGAGUUCUGACGCUCGAGAUGAACUGUCGACGAACAUAAAGAGGCUGUCGAUUCCCGGCGGGCCCAUCGUCGCUGCCCAGCUAACACUAACAAUUCACCCGGCUAAUAGGCGGGAGAAAACCUGUGCGCGGUAGCAUUGUGAGUCACAGAUGAGUCAGCACACUCAGACUAAAAGACAAACUCAGCAUGAGAAAGUCUUUCAUUAAUCAACCGUAAAGAUUGUUGAAUAAGAAUCAGGAGAUUUGGGCCAAAUUUUAUUUUUUUUGUAAGACUUAUUAUGUAAGAUAAGCUUUUAAGUUCUCAUAGUGUGACCGAAUAGUGCGUGACGGUGGAUAGAGAAACUGAGAUUUACAGCUUCGUCUGUUACGCAAAUAUUGGAUCCGGUGCAUAAUAUUAUGAGGGAACAACAUAGUUAUAUCCAUUUACGUGUGCAAUGCAGUAAAGAAAAGCUAAAACUUGCACUUGUAAUCCAGAUUACUUCAUCACUUCAUUCUCAACACGCGGCAGAAUAAUUCAUCAGAAUAACACGGAGAACUGUGACUUUCAUCUAAUAAUAUGCCUCUUUUUUUUUUAUCAACAGCCUUUUCUUUACAAAUAUUCAGAUUUUGUGGUUGAAAUAUUACAAUUAUUUUCUCCUUUCUUUCUUUUAGAUUUUCUUCUAGUUUUAGUUUUAUCUUGUGAACUGUAAACGGUUUAAUAAGGAUCCCACAAAAGAGAAACAUAUUCUUCCCAUGAACGUUUGCAAAAUUUAUUCUUUGCCGUUUUUUUUUUGUUUUUUUGUUUUUUUUUUUUUUUUGACGUGACAAGUAGAACUAUGUAGUAGUUUAAAAGGGAACAUUCAGGAAGCGGAAGUUUUUGCAUGUGAAUAACGAGCUCCAUGUUGUUUAUACCAAAGUCAUUGAUUCAAGCAUAUUUGAAUUUGUAUAUUUUUUUGUGCAAGCCGACUUCCAUUCAGCAUUUAAUGAUGUUAAGUCUGCUCUGAGAUGAUGCGGAGAGACACUGCCUUUUUGAGAAAUGCUAGUUGUUUGACUAUUUUUUUUUUCUUUCUCAAAUGUAGGUUGAUUAGAGUGUAAAACUUGCUUAUUGUAAAGGGGGUCUGUGCAACUAGAGAUUAGCGUUUAGUCAGCUACUGUUUAAUGGGAAAUGAGCCAAUAGCUGCGAUUCUUUUGUGCUGGUAAGUGUGUUCAUCUGCAGAGGAUUAAAAUACGUUUUAAAUAGACUCAAGCACAACUGCCGUUGACUGUCACACAAUUUUGUUUCCAUUUCUUUUAGGAUUCCUUUUGUUUUUCUGUUUCAGGACAAUGUGCAACGCCUUCAUCAAGAAAGCUGCUAUUGUUGUUUACUGUGUAAUAAUGAUAUGAGAGCUUCUUUUCCCUCAUUUCAGUGGUGUUUCCUUGUCUUUCCACUGUUUGGAAAAAAAAAAAAAAAAACAAGAAAGGAAAAAAAAAAACUUCAACAGAUGACCCCACCUCCACGAGGUCAAAUGUGAUUUAUGCAAUAAAAUGUUUACUGGGGUCGUGACACUACGAAGAGACCCAGAGCGGUUGUACAGACUUUGCAAUCAAAGCACAAUGUGCAAAUGCUACCAUUUUUUUAGUCUGAGGAAGAGAGGUGUUUAUAUACAGAGUAAAUCUUUGUGCUUUAAGAUUUUGCUUUUUAAAGGUGUAAGAAAAAAUAAAAGCAUUUUUCUUAAA